Pieris macdunnoughi is the source of this 561-nucleotide messenger RNA. NCBI's taxonomy places the organism in Eukaryota, Metazoa, Arthropoda, Insecta, Lepidoptera, Pieridae. The record is from the annotation of a GenBank genome assembly.
AUGGGUUGCUUUGUCAGUAAAGACAAACUUACCAAGGAAGAUAUGGACUUUCUCAAAACACACACAUCAUACGAUGAGACCACUAUCAAGGAGUGGUAUAAAGGAUUUAAACAAGACUGUCCCAAUGGCCGGUUGACUCCAGCGAAGUUCGUGGAUAUGUACAAGAUGUUCUUCCCGUCCGGGAACGCGGUGGAGUUCUGCGACCAUGUUUUCCGCACUUUCGAUAUGGACAAAAAUGGAUACAUUGAUUUCAAGGAAUUCCUGCAGGCGAUUCAUGUUACGUCCAGUGGAACUCCAGAGGAAAAGCUUAAAUGGGCUUUCCGUAUGUACGACGUGGAUGGAAAUGGGGUGAUCGAUAUUCAGGAGAUGACUAAAAUAGUUCAGGCAAUUUACGAUAUGUUGGGUGCCUGUUCAAGUAACAGGCCAGCGGACUCGGCCGAAGAGCGUGCCAAGAAUAUUUUCGCAAAAAUGGAUGAGAACAACGAUGGACAGCUCACACAGGACGAGUUCCUCAAGGGCUGUCUUCAGGACGAGGAGCUCUCUAAAAUGCUAGCGCCUUAA